Molecule: messenger RNA, 1469 nt
Organism: Moneuplotes crassus
Lineage: Eukaryota; Ciliophora; Spirotrichea; Euplotida; Euplotidae
Source: the annotation of a GenBank genome assembly
GGAGGAGAUAAAUAAAAUAGAUUUACUAAUAUCAACCAAAAUGGAAGAUUUUGACCAAGACAAGAUGCUCAAGGAUUUUGAGAAGGAAAUGAAGAAGAACAAGAAGAAGGGUGGCGAGAAAGAAGUAGCCACACUUGAUGACAGCGACAAAGAGAAACUAUACAAUGCCACUCAUGAUAAAUUGAUGCUUGCCGAUACUGAUGGAGAAAUACAUCAUGUGGAGGAGAUCGAUUACAUUAUUAGGGAUGUCCUCAAGCAUCAGGAUAAAGCUUUUAAACUAGAGAGAGCAAGGGAAGAGACCAAAGAAACCCUAGAGCUAGCAGAAGACGAGGUCAAUGAUACCUUCUCAAAGAGAGACUUUGAUUUUGGAGAUCAUGCAGCACUGAAUUAUCUUAACGAAGAGAAUGUAAAAUAAUCAGAGAGGUGUGUUGCUUUAUCUUGCCAAAAAGAUUGGGGUUAAUCUUCUGACUGGAAAAUCAAUCAUGAAUGUAUCUUUGCCAAUUAAAAUUUUUGAGCCAAAGUCUCACCUUGAGAAGGUAGCCAAUGAUUUUUGAUUUUUGCCAUAUUACCUUGACAAAGCUGUUGCUGAGAAAAACCCUAUUGAGAGGUUAAAAAUACUUGUAAGUUGGUACAUAGUGUCAAUGCAGCUGGAACCGCAGAUGAUGAAGCCAUUUAACCCGAUCCUUGGAGAGACUUUCCAAAGUACCAUUGGUGAAUACGAAUUUGUAUGAGAACAGAUUAGUCAUCACCCACCUAUUUCUGCCUUUCAGAUGUGGAAACAUGGAGCUGUGGGAGAACCUUAUUUGGACGGAAGAUUUGAAUUCGAGGCUCAGACUGGGUUCUCAACAAUCACUGGAAUCAAAAUGGGGUAUAUUGCCAUCCAUUUCCCAGAUAUGGACAACACUAUUAGGUUCACUGAGUUCCCUAUAGGCGAGAUCCACGGUCUAAUGAAAGGUACUAGAACCUAUGAUUACACUAAAACUUUAAAAGCAGAGGAUGAGACCAACGGUCUCUAUGCAGAAUGUGUGUUCAACCCGGACAAGAAGGGAUGGUUCAAGAGGAUGUUCGGGUCCUCUCAGAAGACCAACCAUGACUACUUUGAUGGUGUGGUCACAGACUCAAAGGAUUUCAGCUACAAAUCUAAUAGGGAUGAGGUAGAAAAAAUGAAGAAAAAGCAUAAAAUAGAAGUGUUUGCUAGAUUUGAAGGUAACUGGACUAAUUCUUUAUGCGUUGAUGAUGUUCAAGUGUGGAACUAUCACUCAUUAAGGCCUUACAAGCUGAACUAUAUUAACAAUCCUCUACCAUCCGAUGGUAGGUUUAGAACAGAUCUUAUCGCUUUGUUGAAUCAUGAUUUUUCUAAGGCUCAAGAGCAAAAAGAUGAAUUAGAGAACAUCCAGAGAAAUGAUAGGAAGUUGAGAAAACAAGCUAACAAGUAGAAAUUUUUGGGAAUUAAUACGUAUUCAAAUCUG